AUGAGAAACAUUUGUUUACCCCGACAAACGAAGGUUUCCUUAUCUUCUUUUCUCUUUCGUUCUGAAUCUCUUUGCUUUUUGUGGUUACACCUCUAUAUUUGCAUUGUUGUCAACGUCAAUUACUUGAAAUUUCUGUAUCUUUCUUUCUUUUCUUUCUUUUCUUUUCUUUCUUUCUUUUCUUUUCUUUUCUUUCAUUCUUUCUUUCUUUUCUUUCUUUUCUUUUCUUUCUUUCUUUCUUGCUUGGUUUCUUUUCUUUCUUUCUUUCUUUCUUUCUUUUUUUCUUUGUUUUCCGUUCUUCCCUCCUUCUAUUCUUUAUUUCUUUUUCCUUUCUUUUUUUUCGGAAGGCGUCCAUUUCUUUCUUUCUCUUUCGUUAUCAAUCGCUUUGCCUUUCGUGGUUACAUUGUUGCCAUUGUCAUUUACUUGAAAUUUUUGUUUCUUUCUUUGUCUUUUUCUUUCUUUCUUUCUUUCUUUCUUAACUUCCUCCCUACCUUGAUUUCUUUCAUCCUUCCUCAGUGUCACCAUCUAUCUAUCUAUCUAUCUAUCUAUCUAUCUAUCUAUCUAUCUAAUACCCAUAUCUAUCUAUCUCUCUAUUCAUCUAAGUACCCAUAUCUAUCUAUCUAUCUAUCUAUCUAUCUAUCUAUCUAUCUAAGUACCCAUAUCUAUCUAUCUAUCUCUAUUCAUCUAAGUACCCAUAUCUAUCUAUCUAUCUAUCUAUCUAUCUAUCUAUCUAAUACCCAUAUCUAUCUAUCUAUCUAUCUAUCUAUCUAUCUAUCUAAAGCAGUUCAAAUCUCUUUCUCUCUCUCUGUACAUGUCCUACCUUCCUCGCCUCUUUAUAUCUAUCUAUCUAUCUAUCUAUCUAUCUAUCUAUCUAUCUAUCUAUCUAUCUAUCUAUCAGCCUCUUAUCUAUCUAUCUAUCUAUCUAUCUAUCAUCUAUCUAUCUAUAGACGAAUCUAUCCCAAUCUGUUCUAUCUAUCUAUCUAUCUAUCUAUCCAUCUAUCUAUCUAUCUAUCUAUCUAUCUAUCUAUCCCAAUCUCCUCUUAUCUAUCUAUCUAUCUAUCUAUCUAUCUAUCUAUCUAUCUAUCUAUAGACGAAUCUAUCCCAAUCUGUUCAGAUCUAUCUAUCUAUCUAUCUAUCUAUCUAUCUAUCUAUCUAUCUAUCUAUCCCAAUCUGUUCAGAUCUAUCUAUCUAUCUAUCUAUCUAUCUAUCUAUCUAUCUAUCUAUCUAUCUAUCUGUCUGUUCAUAUCUAUUUAUUCUAUCUAUUUAUAUGUUUGUCUAUAUUUAAGUCUGGCUAUCUUUGUUGGUAACUACCAAUCACUUUUCAUAUCUAUCUAUCUAUCGAUCUAUCUAUCUAUCUCGCUAGCUAGCUAG
This is a messenger RNA of Acanthosepion pharaonis, 1368 nucleotides long. The record is from the annotation of a GenBank genome assembly. NCBI's taxonomy places the organism in Eukaryota, Metazoa, Mollusca, Cephalopoda, Sepiida, Sepiidae.